AUGUCGAGCGCGUGUAUCAUCUGCCAUAAGAGGAAGGUGCGAUGCGAUCUGUCGACCCGCAGCCCUUGCAGCAACUGCAUCAAGUCUGAUCUAGAGUGCAUGCCAUAUACGCGAAAGCGCAAAAGAUUUACAAAUAGCUUGUCGCCAGGACGUCUACCCAGCAGUGAUUCGGCGAGUCGCCAUGCGUCACAGGCUCCCGCCGACACGUCUGUAGACGGCGCGCUGCGGCAAUCGCGAUUGUCGUCUUUUGGCGACAACGCGACGCCUGUGACGCAAGACGGUGGGCUCAACGUACUGACGCCCGCGGGUAAUGACGAGCCUUUCGUUAAGGAGGAGAGCUACCGCGGCCGCAGCGAGUAUCUGGGCGGGAGUGUGCCGUUUGAUGAAAACAUGGUGAAACCAGGUCAUGAAACGAGCUACGCCAGCGAGAAUACGAAGGCAUCCGCGGCGGAUCUGCAGAUGCUACGUGAGCAGGGCGCGUUUGAAUUGCCACCAUUGGCUGUACAGAAUGAAUUGUUGAAGAGUUUCAAUAAAUACUGUGCACCCUGGACGCCGGUCGUCGAUCCAAAGUGGCUUGAUCAAAGUUCGCCUCCGUCGAUGCUACUCUUACAAUCGAUCUUCUUGGCUGGGAGCAGAGUAUCCAAGGCCCAUCUGGACUAUGGGUCGAGCGAGGUCUUCUACCGACGGGCAAAGUUGCUAUUCUUCUUUGGCGGGCGAAAUAAUUCUUUGAUCUCAAUUGUGGCCGCUUGCUUGCUGCACUGGUAUAAUCCGGUGGGACCGGAGGAUGUCUCGACGGAUACUAGUGGCUUUUGGAUUCGAACGGCGGGGGCCAUGGCAUUUCAGAUUGGUCUGCACAAGGAGCCUCCUCCAAACGCACAAGACCGUGGCCUGCGCCGAAGAUUGUGGUGGUCUCUCGUGAUUCGAGAUAAUGUCAUCUCGGUUGGAGUGGGCAGACCUCGUACAAUCAAUCUUCGAGACAGCGAUGUCCUCCCCCCAUCAAUGGCCGACUUCCCCGUGAAGGACUUCCGGGCACAGCUUUUCUUGGCCUAUUGCACGAUAUCUCGCCAUUUGGGAGAUACCGUGGAGUGUUAUCUGCGUCGAGAAAUAUCUCGACAGCGACGAAUCGACCUCGAAAAUGCCAUAUACAGAUGGGCUAAACAGGUUAUUCCUAAACUUCGAUCAUCUGCCGCGCUACAAGAAGACGCGGUCACUUCACAUUUGGAAGUCCAGCAACUGUCAGUCAUGUACUUUGUAGUCCUGACCACUCUACACAGAUCAUCUACACCGGGUAGCGUGCCACCUGCAGUGUCUCUUGUGGCAUCCUCGUUUAUCGCAGGAAUCUACGAGGAAUUUCUUUUGCGCGAUGAACUUCGCUAUCUAGGCCCGGUCUUUGCUUUUUACCCUCUUUGCAGUGGGUUGUCAUUGCUUUCCAGCUGGCGCUAUUCCCACUUGCAAAGUACAGCAGAGCACGAGUUGACCGUGAUCAAGCUUUCCCUUCAGAAACUUUCAGAGAGAUGGCUUUCGGCAGUUGGUCCACUACGAGCCCUGAACAAAUUGACAGAAAAGGUCCGGGAGCAAGGGCUCUUUGACAGUCAACCACCAACACUGGACAUCGACACGGCUUCUUUCUUUGAUGGCUUUGAUUUGAAGCUAUGCAAGCAGUGGCGCCUGAUUGGACAGUCCACAGAGGGCGAGCAGACAGUGGCGGCUUCAACGGCUACAUGCUCCUUGGCUGAGGUUCAAGAGGCUGAACCUGCCGGUGUCCUCUCAUCGCUGAAUACCCACGUAGGCGUGAGUAUGGAUGAUUAUGGUCUGCCUACUCUUGAUACCAGUAUGGAGGCAUUCACCAACAGUUGGGAGGGAUCUGGGUUUGAUUGGAGCGGCUCUUGGCUGCUGAACAUUUGA
Penicillium diatomitis is the source of this 1905-nucleotide messenger RNA. Its product is annotated as transcription factor domain-containing protein. NCBI's taxonomy places the organism in Eukaryota, Fungi, Ascomycota, Eurotiomycetes, Eurotiales, Aspergillaceae. The record is from RefSeq and is a predicted model, not a curated record. The coding region runs from base 1 to 1905 and encodes 634 amino acids. Gene Ontology annotation, biological process: regulation of DNA-templated transcription; DNA-templated transcription. The transcript has 4 exons. Gene Ontology annotation, molecular function: DNA binding; DNA-binding transcription factor activity, RNA polymerase II-specific; zinc ion binding.